Molecule: messenger RNA, 589 nt
Organism: Nylanderia fulva
Lineage: Eukaryota; Metazoa; Arthropoda; Insecta; Hymenoptera; Formicidae
Product: TIM double twin CX3C motif protein
Cellular component (GO): cytoplasm
Source: RefSeq, a predicted model, not a curated record
ACAGACGUAUAAUACGUCUAUAUGUGUUAUACAUCUACGGCUAUUUCACACGUGCUUUAUAUAUUUUAUAUUUUGCAUCACAAAAUUUUAUAAUAAUAAAGCAAAAUAAAAAUGGAAGAACAGAAAAAAACGAGUAGAAGAUCAUAUGACAAAAAUAGUCGAGGAAAUUGAUAAAACUUAUUUACGAAAAAUGCAGAGAGAUAUGCACAAGUGUGCUGCACAAUGUUGCGAAAAUGAAACAUAUAGCAUACAGAAGGUUCAUAACUGUGUAGAAAAUUGUAGUUCUUCUUUAAAUAAGGCGCAGCAAUAUGUUCAAGGAGAGUUUGAACGAGUACAGAAUCGUUUGCAAAGAUGCGUAAUGGAAUGCAAUGACGAUAUAAAAGAUAAAAUGGGUUCAAAUCCGACACAGGUUGAAGUGGAUAGGUAUAGCGCAGAAUUUGAGAAGUGUGCUGUUGUAUGUGUGGACUCUUAUUGUAAAAUAUUACUUUCUUUGGAAAAAACUAUGAAAAAGGUUCUUAGUAAAAAUGAGUUUGCAUAGUUUGUAAUUUGAAAAUAAAUUAUAUAAACCUUGUUACUUUAACAUUUUUAA